Kwoniella shivajii is the source of this 2076-nucleotide messenger RNA. RefSeq lists its product as uncharacterized. Gene Ontology annotation, biological process: DNA-templated transcription; regulation of DNA-templated transcription. Gene Ontology annotation, molecular function: DNA binding; DNA-binding transcription factor activity, RNA polymerase II-specific; zinc ion binding. The record is from RefSeq and is a predicted model, not a curated record. The transcript is spliced from 12 exons. Lineage: Eukaryota; Fungi; Basidiomycota; Tremellomycetes; Tremellales; Cryptococcaceae. Bases 1 to 2076 code for a protein of 691 amino acids.
AUGCCAGGAGAACAGGAAGAUGAUUCCAGGCGGCACAAGAUCACUCGAAUUAGACCUUUUCUAUCCUGUACAGAAUGUAUAAGAAGAAAAGUGAAAUGUGAUAGAAACAAGCCUUGCGGAGCGUGUAAAAGCCGCUCAAAGCGUAAGGAAUGCCUGUUCCCUGCCAGUCUCGAUCAAACCUUUUCGCCGUCACGUCAUGCCGAAUUCUCCCAAAUUCCUUCUCCUAAAAUAUCAUCCAGAGUCAAAAGAAAGAGACAACGAAGCGAGCACGACUGGACUGAGCCGGAAUCAUCCAUAUCGUCCUCUCUUUCUCGCAAUGGGAGGUCUUGGCAAGAUCGGGGUAAUCCCAGCGAAGAUCGAUCUGAUGGAAGAUAUACUGAACAUGCCGUCAAGGACAUGGAGGAUUAUCUCACUGCUGGAGCCAUGUCUGCCAAAUGGACGUUAUCGUCUCAAAACAAUGAAGGAGACAGUCAGUCCGUGCUCCCCCCUUCUGAGAGCGUGAUCGAACGUCUCACGGCGCAGCAAUGUAUCUCGUCCCAUCGUUCUCUUUAUGACCAAGUGCUCAACUCAUUGCCCAAUCGCAAGGAAGCUUUACACUGUUUGGUAGCUAGGUACUUCUCGAACGUAGCUUGGCAUUGGCAUAUUUUACACCGGCAAUCAUUCCUGGAAGAAUAUGAAGCUUUUGGAGUACUGCUCGAUCGAGGUGAACUGCCCCAGGUGGACCCUCUGUGGAUCGCUUGCCUGUUCGGUGUCUUGGCUCAUGCUGCCAAUUCAUUUGACGAGGUUGAUGAAGUUACAGGCAUGUUCUUCCAAGCCAUUGAUCUGGCGGACUUACCUGAUCAGUUUGCUAGAGCUGCGGGAUCAGCUUUGGAGUGUGGAGACUGGCUGGGAAAGGCUCGCAUACGUUCUAUUCAAGCUUUGUCUUUACUCAGUACAUACCUGAUAUUCAACGCUGCUCCAAGUGCUAUCGAAAGGCUGGGACUGUAUUGCAUUUGUGCCAUGAGAAUGUGUCAAGAGCUAGGAAUUCACCUGCUGUCCGAUGACCCCACCAAAAUGCCUCUACCUGAUCCUGCAUUCCCACAACGACCAUCAUUGCUAAAGCGAGAGAUUUCACUCCGACUGUUCUAUAACUGCUUGACACUGGAUCUUCUGCAGCAUCGGCACAGGCCGUUCAUGGAUCCUUCUGAUGUCACUUGCGGUCUUCCGGGGAACUAUGAUGAUGAUCACCUCAGCUUUGAUACAGAAGAUGUGCCUCGGCCUGCACCAUCGCUCACGGAAUCAGCGAUUGAUAUAUUGAGGUAUGAGUCCGCGAAAAUGCAACGCGAAUGGCUCGAUGUCGUCCGAAGGGACAAGAUACCAAGCGAUGAGGUAUUGUUGGACAUCGAUCAAAGGCUUGUGCAAGUACACAAUCGAUAUGCUCUUGGAGACAUGCCUCCCGAUGAGAACAGGCAGAAAACUUGGUCGAAGCUCAUCUCCGUAUACAAUCUCCAUGUGAGGCGAAUGCGAUUUCAUCGUCCAUUCAUUCGAUCGCGCCAAAAUUGCCCAACGCAAAUAUCACUCCGCAAUGCUGUGGAGGAUGCUGCAAAGGGCCUCAUGAUCGCUGCCACCGAGUUGUUCCGCCUUGGUGCUCCACUAGCUCGGGGCAGCUUCUUCCUUUUACAUCUUCAAUCAGCCGUAGUCGUACUUGUACAGAGCUCUUGGUAUACACCUGAAUCGGCGAAAGAGCACCUGGAAGAUGAACUAAUUCGAAACGUACAUCACAUAUUUCAACACUACGCACAAUCUCUUCGAGUGCAGGUUCGGCGUGCGGCGCGGAUAGGAGCGAGAACGAUCAAACUCCUGAUUGAGACUGUCGAAGAUCGCCGGUCGUUUGCUGGAUCCCACGAAAGCUUUAUUCAUGCUUUGAAGAGGAUCGGUGACACUGUCAAAAGAGCAGAAAGGGCACAAGGUCCACCAGCACAUUUAGACACUCAAGACUUGGCGCUAGUCCAGCGCUCGGUAGAUACAUCAAUCCUGCUCCCUGAUCCUGAGUUGGAAGCAUGGAUGUUCGCUUUUAUGAGUGUCUGCGAGAGCUGA